This is a messenger RNA of Equus quagga, 4657 nucleotides long. It is a transcript of the gene CCNL1, whose product is annotated as cyclin L1. Lineage: Eukaryota; Metazoa; Chordata; Mammalia; Perissodactyla; Equidae. Gene Ontology annotation, cellular component: nucleus. Gene Ontology annotation, molecular function: cyclin-dependent protein serine/threonine kinase regulator activity. Bases 2629 to 3555 code for a protein of 308 amino acids. The record is from RefSeq and is a predicted model, not a curated record. The transcript has 7 exons. Gene Ontology annotation, biological process: regulation of transcription by RNA polymerase II.
AGAAAUUAAAUUCGUAAGUAUUAGGGUUUUCUUUAAAAUUUUAUUUUUUACGUAAGUUUAUAUUAUGUUCAUAUUUGAGUGUUAACCUUGGUUUUAAAAAGCAUCCUUUUGGAUAUUGAAAUUUCUUAGUAAAAUGAAAGUAAAAAAGACUUGGGGUGAAAUCUUCACUCUUUGUUGUGUGGACACAGACAAGUUACUUUUGCUUCUGUGGUUAACCCAGUUUCCCCCCCUAUAAAAUGGAGUUUGUGAGAUACCUCGUUCCAAGGAAUGAAUGUAUAUUUGCAAAAGUACCUGGCACGCUACCUGUCCCCUAGUAAAAUGCUCAGAGUGUGGCAACUGCUCACUUUUAGUGUUAUUGAACAUUUAUAGGUUUCUCCAGCAUCGCUCAGCUUGCGUAUGACCAACCUGAGUAAUAGCGCACUGGUUACAAGAAUGGGUGCUCUCGGGGCAGGACUACCUGGGAUAGAAACUUGUCUCUGCCAUUAGCUGUGUGACCUUGGUAGAUAGCGCCAUUCCUCAGAUUCCGCACGUCUAAAAUUGAAAAAUGGGAGUGAUAGUACAGGUCCCGAAAGAUCUGACCUGAACUGAGGUAAAGCUAUUAAUAUAUAGUGUUUACUUGUCACACUUCCAUGUGAUAAGCUUCACAGUAAAAAUAUUAGUGCUUCAUUACUGUAAUAUCCGCUCUGAGUAUUACAUAUUAUGUAUUAUACCCAGUGUAUAACUUUAAAAACAUAGUCUCUCGGGUUUUUGGACAUGUAGAAUUGUACCUUGGGAAAUUAAAUGAAAGAAUCUAGCAUCGUGCCCUGUCACACAGUCAGGUGUCCACAAAGAAUUAGGUAUUAUUUUUAAUUGAUCAACUCCCAUUUUUUUCCAUACAAUUUUGGAACAUACUGUUAAACAUAAUUUUUGUGAAAUCUAAUGGCAUAAUAACCCGUUGACUCCUAGGUACAUUUUAGGUUGGUCUGUACUAUCUGUGCAGUUUUUAGAAGAAUUAAAACUUGCACCUAACGUUUUCAGUUACCUAUGUUCAUUGAACACUGUACUCUGAAAGAACCACCGAUAUGCUAAAUGGAGUUUUUUUCCCUUGUCCUUCAGAUCAUUGUUAUGUAUUUACAAGUCUUAGAAUGUGAACGUAAUCAAACCCUGGUUCAAACUGCCUGGGUAGUCCAUGAUGGUAAGUCAUAGAACUCUGCCCUCUGCACUUCAGCCCAUGACCUCAGGAUGGCCUGAUUGGCUGCCCUGCUCUCCAGCCAAUCCAGUGCAAGCUCUCAUCCGAGAUUCACUGAAGUGGUCCAUAUCCAUCUGGCAGCAUCUUCUAGUUCUGUCGGGGUGUCCAAAGGAUUUGUAUAUUUGUUUCUAGAAGUAACUAUUCAACAUGCCUGUGUAUUUAAUGUAUACCUGUAACUAUCAAAAUGAAUAGUUCAUUUUUGAUAGAUUUCUUGUUCAGAUAUUAUGAAUUAAAUGAUUUUUUUUGUUAGGAAUUUGACUAGAUUUCUAUUUUUAGUAUGUAUAGCAUGAAUUCUAUCAAAUGAAACUACAACUUGCAGCUUAAAAUGGGCAUCAUUCCCAUACUGGAUGAAUUUCUAGCUGCUGGGUUGUUGCAGGCAAUAAUAUUAGAAGUACUACUUCAUUCUUAAAAGACAUUGUUAACAUAAGCACUGUAGAACUUGGACUUCUGAGAUGCAGAUGUGUCAUUUGGAGUGCUGGCUUAUUUAAAGGUAAAACAAGGAGUUUGUGGUCCCGCCACAAAUACUGUCUCCGAGUCUGUUGAUGAUGUGCAGGAUUUAAAUGACGAUUUUUAUGUUCUGGACUUACGACUGCCCUACUUCUUUUGGACUCAGUAGAUAGUAGUAAUAUUAGCAGAGUCUGUUGAUUUUAUAAAAUGCAUGACAUUUUUAAUAUAUGUUCUAUAAAACAGCAGUUUUCAUGGAUAAGGAUUUUUAAGAAAUAGUCUUUAAUUUUAAUCUUUUAAACAAUUUGUAAAAUUUCUUCACUACUUUAGGAAUGUUGCGGGGAGGGUACACUCAAGAAGAGGUCCAGCAGUUUAUUAACUGAAGUAGUUUAUUGCUUUUAUUAAUAGUCACAAAAAAGGUUUAUAAACAAGGCUGUUGUAUGUAUUUAUUGCUCUUCACUUCCGUACCUAGAUUUUCUGAAGUAGCUUAGUUUUCUUAAUAUAACUUGAUGAGUGGUUACUGAAAAUGCCUUUUUACCCGUCACAAUAUUUUGAAAGAACUUGGUUGACACUGCUUUUCAUUGUGGAUAAAGGAGAGAUGGUCAAUAAUUAAUGGCUCGAAGUAUUGUUGGAGUGGUUUAUCAUUUCUGAAAGUUGUCGUGUCUGAAUUGACUUUCAAAGCAUUGCUUUUCAGAUAAAUAUAUUUUCAAAACUUUAGAAGUAAGUUCUAUUUGGAAUAAUAAUAUGGAAUUAUUUUAAAGGACUUCGAUAAUAUAUACGAAAGUUGAAGAAUGAUUCUAGUGUUAAAUUCUUCUCUUGCUUUUUGAGUUAAGAAUUGUUACAUGCUAGAAUAUGAGGAUAUGAAUAUGAGUAUGAGAAGAAAAAAGAAUAAAGUAGAUUGAGUCUCCAAUUUUAUGUAAGCUUCAGAAGAACUGGUUUGUUUAUGUACAGAGCUUAUGGUUGAAAUAUUUUUCAGGAAUUAUAUGAAUGACAGUCUUCGAACCAAUGUGUUUGUUCGGUUUCAACCAGAGACUAUAGCAUGUGCUUGCAUCUACCUUGCAGCUAGAGCUCUUCAGAUUCCGUUGCCAACUCGUCCCCAUUGGUUUCUUCUCUUUGGUACUACCGAAGAGGAGAUCCAGGAAAUCUGCAUAGAAACACUUAGGCUUUAUACCAGAAAAAAGCCGAACUAUGAAUUGCUGGAAAAGGAAGUAGAGAAGAGGAAAGUAGCCUUACAAGAAGCCAAAUUAAAAGCAAAGGGAUUGAAUCCUGAUGGAACUCCUGCCCUUUCAACCCUCGGUGGAUUUUCCCCAGCCUCUAAACCAUCCUCACCAAGAGAAGUAAAAACUGAAGAGAAGUCGCCAGUCUCCGUUAAUGUGAAGAUGGUCAAGAAAGAACCUGAGGAUAAACAACAGGCUUCCAAAAGCCCUUACAAUGGUGUAAGAAAAGACAGCAAGAGAAGUAGAAAUAGCAGAAGUGCAAGUCGAUCGAGGUCAAGGACGCGAUCACGUUCUAGAUCACACACUCCAAGAAGACAUUACAAUAAUAGGCGGAGUCGAUCUGGAACGUACAGCUCAAGAUCAAGAAGCAGGUCCCGCAGUCACAGUGAAAGCCCAAGAAGACAUCAUAAUCAUGGUUCUCCUCACCUUAAGGCCAAGCAUACCAGAGAUGAUUUAAAAAGUUCAAAUAGACAUGGUCAUAAAAGGAAAAAAUCUCGUUCUCGCUCUCAGAGCAAGUCUCGGGAUCACUCAGAUGCUGCCAAGAAACACAGGCACGAAAGGGGACAUCAUAGGGACAGGCGUGAGAGAUCUCGCUCCUUUGAGAGGUCCCACAAAGGCAAGCACCAUGGUGGCAGUCGCUCAGGACAUGGCAGGCACAGGCGCUGACCUUUGAGCAUGCAUCAGUUCCUGGUUUUGCCUAUCUCCAAUGUGAUGUAUGGACUCGUAAUCAAAACAUUAAAAGCAAACUGAUUAGGAUUUGAUUUCUUGAAACCCUCUAGGUCUCUAGAAACACUGAGGACAUUUUCUUUUGAAAAGAACUAUGUUAAUUUUUUUUUUUUUUUCUUUUUGCACAUUAAAAUGCCCUAGCAGUAUCUAAUUGAAAACCAUGGUCAGGUUCAGUUGUACUUACUAUAGUUGUGUAUUGUUUAUUGCUAUAAGAACUGGAGCGUGAAUUCUGUAAAAAUGUAUCUUAUUUUUAUACAGAUAAAAUUGCAGACAUUGUUCUAUUUAAGUGGUUAUUUGUUUAAAUGAUGGUGAAUACUUUCUUAACACUGGUUUGUCUGCAUGUGUAAAGAUUUUUACAAGGAAAUAAAAUACAAAUCUUGUUUUUCUAAACUGCUUCAAAUACCUUAUUUAAAUAAAUUAUUAAAAACAGCAAAAUUUUAAUAGUAAAAUGACUUAUUUUUCUGACGCACCUCUUCUUUCCUCUUUUAGUUGUAGUUUGAGAUUAUUAAAAUACAAUUGUUUAUUGGGAGCUAUUAUAAAAGCCUUCACUGUCUAUAGGAAAAGCAAAUAGAGUGGCCCAACAAUGGAACAUUAAAUGUUAGGUGGUAGCACUAAACCAGUCUUGAAGUUGAAACCUGGUUUGCAUAUAAAUAGUACCAUAAGGGUAAGUCAGUUCUAAGCACUGUUUCCAAAGUGACCUGCCGCCUUGAACAAGCCAAAGCUUUAACAUGAUAGUAAAUCAGACCCAACUAUUGAUCUUUAAAGUUUUUCAUUAAUUGAAAUAUUUAGAGAUGAUUUUUGUCUUUGUUACACGCUCUCAAGGCAGCCCUGAACCGUGGCAGUGCUGUGAAUUGAGUUUUUAUCUAGGCUAGGAGAAUGCAGCGGUCCUGGCUGGCUAAGUAAAAUCUGACUGCAAAGAAAACGAAAUUUUCUUGGAAAAGCCAGAAGUCAUAUGUUCAAAUGAAUGAAGUUACAUAUUUUGGAAGUGAAUUAAGAGAUCUUAAGGCCAUAAUAAAUAAAAAUUUUUAUUACUUUACAGUUA